AUCUUAACGGGCUAUUAAGUUUCACAUACCACUCCGCCUGGCAUGUACAUACAUUUAAAACCUCCUUCCUAAAAAUCACCUGUUCGCAUAAAUUCAUCGUUUCAACUCCUUCCAACAUCGAAAUGGAGAAUCCUGCCCAAACGUGUCAUUUAAUAUCCGAUCUGCCCGAGACAAUUUCAAAAAUUAUGGGAUUUCUCUCCACCCCAGACUUAGAAUCCGCCUCCCUGGUCAACUCCACCUGGGAAGAAGCCGCUCUGAAGCAUGUCCUCGUUCGAAACCCGGUCGAGAUCCACCUCCACAACGUCACCGAGCCCGAGGAGCUCGUCCCCCUCGCGACCUUAUCGCCUCCAAACGUCAAAAUUCUUAUUCACGAUCUGAACUACUGGACGGGCCCAAAUGUGGAAAUUUUGGCCCAAAAAAUAGAUUUAUUCUCCUCUCUUAAUUUCUCAUCCGUAACAAAAUUAUCCCUCGUUCUCCCCCUCGAUGCCUCUUCACACCACGUGGCAUCUCGCAUGGUCAAACUUUUUGAAAAAUCCUCCACAAACUUGAGAUCCUUAGAAUUCCAAUUGUUACUGAUCAACCAUGAAGACGGACUGUCUUCUGGGGAACACUUAUUUCCCGAUAGCGUGAUCCCCCAUGGGAAAAAAUUGGUCAAUUUGGCUCUUCACUUGGAAACUGUACAGGACCGUACCAUGAACCGAUGGCCCGCCGUUAUCUCCCUGAUAAUCCGAAUUCUUAAGAUUUUCUGCAAGGUGGGCAAUCUUUCCCUGUCAAACUUGCCGGGUGGGCUGCUUUCCGAAGACAGUGUCACAUUACCCCGCCUUAAAUCAAUCUCACUGGAAAGAAAUAUCAACGUAACACAUUUACAAAAGAGCUACGCAGCGCAAUUUUUCAAAUUCGAAACACCUCUGAAACCAAAUUUCGCAACUAUUAUCCGGCUCGAAUUUAACGUUUGUAACAAGGAUGUUGUCGAGCUUUUUCGCCUCCUCGCGCCACAGUUGGAACACGUGUGCAUCUCAGGCGUGAGAAACGUAACCCCGGACAUAACGCCAUCAAUUUUCCCGGUGGAACACAUCAACGUCCCGAUUCUCCCGAAAUUAAAAGUUUUCGAAAUUUUGAGACAAGAAAUUGUAAUAAGUUGUACCGACAACAGGGCCAAAUGGUUUCGACCCGAUCUUUACUUAAACUUUGAGACGGGGUCGGAUUACGUUAAGUUAUCGUAUGACAUACAAUUUCCCAUCCUGGAGAAGUUAGUUGUGCGCGUCGUCCCCCAAAAUAUGUUUCUUCCAUUUGAGUUGCUGAAUAUUAUGAAAAAACCGUGCGAAAAUUUGCAAUUUGAGGCGACCAUGCUUUUCCUUUAUGAAACGUUUUUGGCGGAGGAUCUCGAGCCGUGUGGGACACUGAGGAAUUUAGACAUUUCCAUCCCCAUGAGGGUGGGCGUGGGAAGAAGGAUGAAAAUGCGGCGGCGGUGCGGGUGCGAUGAUGAAGUGGAGAUUUGCAAAUGUUGGGGGUGGAAGGAAAACGGGACUGAUUUUUAUUCCAGGAUUGCCACCAUUUUUCCUAACGUGGAUUACGGCGUUCUCGAAAGGGGCAGGAGAAGUGUGAGGAUGGCGAAGCUGAUUGAGCUGGGUGUCACGUUUGGUGGUGAGGGAGGAAUUUGUGGAGAUUGUGGGGAUAAACUUGGACUAUACUGAGGGUGAAGGUGUGUCAAGCGGAAAUGUGGAAAACCACUUUAUCAAAAUAAAAUUCCAAAUAAAACUACUUUAAAAAUUCUACUUAUUUAUUAAUUAGCUUGUGUGUGAAUCCACUUAUGGCUAUAUGCAAAUAUAUGCAAAUGUCUAAUAUUUACACAUCUUUGUAAUUGUAUAUUUAUGUAUUUUCAUGCAAGCGGGCUUACUCUAAGUUCAAUGCACAAAGAUAACGGAAAAUAAAAAUGAUUUCCUUAUGUUUUCGAA
Molecule: messenger RNA, 1955 nt
Organism: Folsomia candida
Lineage: Eukaryota; Metazoa; Arthropoda; Collembola; Entomobryomorpha; Isotomidae
Exons: 3
Coding region: 123-1694 (523 amino acids)
Molecular function (GO): protein binding
Source: RefSeq, a predicted model, not a curated record